This is a messenger RNA of Amaranthus tricolor (Joseph's coat), 2660 nucleotides long. RefSeq names its product probable cyclic nucleotide-gated ion channel 14. The record is from RefSeq and is a predicted model, not a curated record. Gene Ontology annotation, biological process: monoatomic ion transport; transmembrane transport. Lineage: Eukaryota; Viridiplantae; Streptophyta; Magnoliopsida; Caryophyllales; Amaranthaceae. The transcript is spliced from 7 exons. Bases 203 to 2434 code for a protein of 743 amino acids. Gene Ontology annotation, molecular function: monoatomic ion channel activity. Gene Ontology annotation, cellular component: membrane.
AUCCCAAAUCCAAAACAAAAACUACUUUCUUCACCCAUUUGGUUUUUCUCAUAUUUUCCCCAAACCAAAUGAGAGAGGUUUUGUCUUCUGUUACAUUCUUCUAAAACAGACAUUUCAAUAACUUUGUUGUUAUGUUCGUUACCUUAAGUUGUAACUGUAACUGUAACUCCUCUGUUUGUUUGUGCAUCAUAAUCAAACAAGCAUGGAAUCCAAAAAACAUAAGCAAGUCAGUUUUUAUGAGAAUGGAAACCAACCAUUUUCAUCAUGGGGAAGAAAUGAGUCUUUCGCAUCUGAAAAAUCAUCAAAUUCAGUCUCUCCUGCAUAUAAACAAACAACCCCUUUACUAAGCAAUCAAAUCGGUAUUGGGUUUGGAAGCAUAAAUAGAAUUCAUAGACUAGGAGAAGCUUUCAAGCUACCAAGCUUAAGAGUAUUCUCAAGAAAUGAUGGAAAAUGGUGGAAAAGGACACUUGAUCCAUCAAGUGAGGUGGUGUUGUUGUGGAAUCGUAUAUUCUUAGUGGCUUGUUUGGUUGCACUUUUUGUUGAUCCUUUGUUUUUUUAUCUUCCACAAGUAGAUACCAUUCAUAAUUCCUUCUGUAUGUCAAGGAAUGUGCCAUUGGGUGCUGUUGUUACCUUUUUUCGUACACUGGCCGAUGCUUUCUAUUUCUUACAUGUACUUGUUAGGUUCCGAACUGCUUUUGUAGCUCCUAGUUCUCGUGUCUUUGGAAGAGGUGAACUUGUCAUGGAUAGGAAGGAGAUUGCUAGGAGGUAUAUUAGAUCCGGUUUCUUCAUCGAUCUCAUUGCUGCAUUGCCUCUUCCGCAGAUUGUUAUAUGGUUCAUCAUUCCAGCAAUUAAGCUCUCUAAAUCAAGAAGCACUUAUAAUGCACUUCAAUUGAUUGUUUUCAUCCAAUAUAUUCCGCGAUUGUAUCUGAUUUUCCCCCUGAGUUCCGAGAUUAUUAAAGCUGCUGGUGUUGUCACUAAAACAGCUUGGGCAGGAGCUGCUUAUAAUCUUCUCUUGUACAUGUUAGCUAGUCAUAUCUUAGGGGCAGCUUGGUAUCUACUGUCUGUAGAACGUUACUCAUCGUGUUGGAAAUCAGCCUGUAGACACGAAAAGUCUCCCAUUGAAUGCCGUCUCAAAUACUUAGAUUGCAGUACGAAAGAUGAUCCUGAACGUAUCAUAUGGGCUAAUAGCACGCGGGUGUUUUCUAUAUGCGAUCCUAAUGCAAAUAGUACUUUCGACUAUGGGAUUUUUCAAAACGCAAUGCUAAAAGAUGUCGUCUCCGAUAAUUUCAUGGAUAAAUACUUCUACUGUUUAUGGUGGGGACUUCAGCAGCUCAGUUCGUAUGGUCAGAAUUUGGAAACGAGCACAUUCGUUUGGGAAAGCGCAUUUUGCAUUCUUAUCUCCAUAGUCGGUCUUGUUCUGUUUUCUCUCUUGAUUGGUAAUAUGCAGACCUACCUGCAAUCGAUCACAUCGAGGCUCGAGGAAUGGAGGCUUAGGAGACGCGACACUGAGGAGUGGAUGAAGCAUCGUCAGCUUCCUCAACACCUGCGAGAAAGAGUAAGACGGUUUGUUCAAUACAAAUGGCUGGCAACUCGAGGAGUCAAUGAAGAGGCUAUUCUUAGUAGCUUGCCAAUUGACCUACGCCGUGAAAUACAACGACAUUUGUGCUUGGAUCUUGUUCGUCGAGUUCCAUUUUUCGCUCAAAUGGAUGAUCAACUACUUGAUGCGAUUUGUGAACGGUUGAGAUCUUCUCUAAACACUGCAGGCACUUUUAUAGUUCGUGAGGGUGAUCCUGUGACCGAAAUGCUCUUCAUUAUACGAGGGAAACUAGACAGCUCAACGACAAAUGGAGGACGGUCUGGCUUUUUCAACUCGAUCACACUUAGACCAGGGGACUUCUGCGGCGAAGAACUUCUCGCGUGGGCCCUACUCUCUAGCUCGGCAAAUUUCCCAUCUUCCACACGAACAGUCAAAGCAAUAGAAGAAGUGGAAGCAUUUUCACUACAAGCGGAAGACCUCAGGUUCGUUGCAAAUCAGUUUAGACGUCUACAUAGCAAAAAACUACAACACACAUUCCGUUAUUAUUCCCACCACUGGAGGACAUGGGGUGCCUGCUUUAUUCAAGCUGCGUGGAGACGGUUUAAGAAGAGAAAAAUGGCACAAAGCUUGAGCUCGAGAGAGUCAUUUUCUAAUUUGUUUAUCGAGUCAAGUUUAUUUACACAGCAUGAAAAUGUCGAGUAUCAAAAUCUGGAACACGUUCCUGAUGAUAAUGAUGAGGAAGCGGCAGCUUCCUCCCAGGCUAUCCAACAGCUCGGAGUGACAAUUUUGGCUAAAAGAUUUGCAGGCAAUGCGCGAAAGGGGGCACAAAGGACUAGGGAUAUUGAAUUGCCUAAGAUGAUGAAGCCUCAAGAUCCUGACUUCUUUGCUGAGCCUUAAAUAGCAGUAAUUAAUUUUCUUUUUACUGUGGAAAAUGUGUCGAUCAUGAAAUUUACUUUUGCCCCUUCUAUUUUUGGGUGAUAUAAUUGUACAUUUGUAUUGGGUUGUGCAGAUAGUAAACCAAAUGUGAUUUUGAUAGAACUGUAAGAAACUAAUAUUAAUUGAAUGUAUCAAAAUGCUUUUUAUACACAGAAAGGAUACUAAGCUAACCAUAUACAAGUUAUCA